CGGUAGAGGCGGGUUAGAAGAAUCUUCUGGAACAGUCGCUGUGAGCUGAAGCUGUGAGGCGACAACAGUGUCUUCAUAAAAGGCAAACAUGGUCAAGGAAACAGGCUUUUAUGACACUUUGGGCGUGAAACCCAGUGCAACUCCUGAUGAGCUGAAAAAGGCCUAUCGCAAACUGGCUUUGAAGUAUCACCCUGAUAAAAAUCCUACAGAAGGCGAGAAGUUCAAGCAGAUCUCACAGGCCUAUGAGGUUUUGUCAGAUGCAAAGAAGAGAGAGCUUUAUGACCGGGGAGGUGAAAAGGCAAUAAAGGAAGGAGGAACUGGCGGCGGCGGCGGUGGGGGCUUUGCAUCGCCCAUGGAUAUCUUUGACUUGUUUUUUGGUGGAGGCAGUCGGAUGCACAGAGAGCGAAAAGGGAAGAAUAUUGUUCAUCAGAUUACAGUGACUCUGGAAGAGCUUUAUAAUGGAGCAACAAGAAAACUAGCUGUCCAAAAGAAUACCAUUUGUGACAGAUGUGAAGGUCGUGGAGGUCGUAAAGGUGCGGUACAGAUGUGCAUGUCUUGCCAUGGCACAGGAAUGCAAGUCCGUGUACACCAGUUACUUCCAGGUAUGGUGCAGCAGAUGUCCACAGUGUGUCCCAGCUGCCAGGGACAAGGAAAGAGAAUCAGCCAAAAGGACCGCUGCAAAGCAUGUGGAGGCCGAAAGAUCCUGCGACAGAAGAAAAUCUUGGAGGUCCACAUUGACAAAGGAAUGAGAGAUGGCCAGAAGAUUGUUUUACAUGGAGAGGGAGACCAGGAGCCAGAACUCGAGCCAGGAGAUAUCAUCAUUGUUCUAGAUCAACGAGACCAUCCACAUUUCACCAGGAGAGGAGAGGACCUCAUCAUGUCCAUGGAGUUGCAGCUGGUUGAGGCUUUAUGUGGUUUCAAGAAGCCCAUUCAGACACUGGACAACAGAACUCUGCUUGUUACAUCACAUCCAGGGGAGUUGAUCAGGCCUGGAGACACUAAGUGUGUCUUGAAUGAAGGGAUGCCCACGUAUCGCAGGCCAUUUGAGAAGGGGCGUCUUAUUAUUCACUUCUCGGUGGUGUUCCCAAAAGCCAAUUUCCUCCCGAAACACAAGCUGAAGGAGCUGGAGCGCUAUCUCCCAGAGAAGGUGGACACAGAGCAGCCAGACAGUAUGGACGAUGACCUCUACAUCUAUGCUGACUUGGAGGACUGUGACUUUGAGAACAGAAGAAGACACAGAAAUGAGUACUACUAUAUGGAUGAAGACGACUACGCCACCACCGGUGGUGUUCAGUGCCAGACGUCUUAAAAAGCCCGCAGUCCUCUGCCUAUUCCAGAAGUUCAGAUCCUCAUCUCCAAUGCAAAGCACCUUUUUUUUUUUUUUUUAAUCUGUGCACUUUUAAUUUAGUUACAUUUAUUGAAAUCAGUUAGUCUCUUUAGUUUGUUUGAAUUUCAUUCAUAAAACUGUUUCUCAGUGCCCUGUGGAUGUUAAAGUUCCAGGACUUGAACUUAGACUCAGCUUAAUGGGAUUCCUCGUCAUCUGGGACCGUGUUUUAAUCUUUUUAUUUUUUUUCCUUUUUCCAAUUCACACUGUGAUUAAAGAUGAGGGCUGGUGUAACAGAGGCUUCAGGGAAAGAAAAAACUUAAACUAUGACAACCUGCUUUUUGUGCAGUUACACUAAAACUGAUGCCAAUAGUAUAAAAAUAACCUUUUUUUUUUUGAUAGUGUGGCUAAAUCGGCUGUUGUGAACCACUUUUUGAAGACUCAUCCGUUUUUGGUGUCUGUAGCUCUUUCAGACAUGGAAUAUGUAACAGCGCUGAAUCCAUCCAUCUGUUAAAGUGACAGCAGGCAAAGAUCACUUUUAAGUUAAAGCUCCUCGUGGCUUAUUCAGACAUCCCUUUGGCUGAUGGAGAGAGCCACGGUACGUGCACGAUAUAAGCUAUUUGUAAAAGUUUGUAUUUGUGGCGGUGUCAUUAAGAGCAGGGACGUCAACCCCAACCCCUCCCACAGAGGCUGGAAGAAUGCGCCGGUUCCUCCAUGGCGCGUUCUCCCAGCCUUUUAAAUUAGAAACUGAGCUGGUGUUUUGCGUUCUACAGCGAGCUGAGCGUCUCACAGAGAUGCACACUCAUGUGUGUCUGUUUUGACUGUGUCCAUUCAGCAGUAUGCACACAUUACCUGACCCACUGCUGUAACUUUAAUGGAAAAGUGAUCAGAGUGCUCAUUCAUACAGUUCAGAUGUCAGAUUAAUGGAAAGAAAGGCACGCGUGUCUGAAAGGGGCUCACGGGGACCAAAUGUUUGUAUGGUGGUGGAGGUGGAUGUGCUUUGAAACUUGAUUUAAAACAUUUAAGCUGUUCUACCCUUUCAAGGGCUAUUUCCAGACUUUUCUGAACAAAAUGUGGCAGGAAAUCAGUGUAGUCGUGAUUAAGACGUGAAGGUGAAGAUAAAUAACUUCAAAUGUCUUGUGUGCUUACAACUAAUAUUUAAGUUUAGUGUUUCUUUUGAGCUGCAGUCAGCUGUCUGUGAUUAUGGCGCGCACGUCGACUAUAAUGUAUAAUAUAAGUGUGAGCGUGUGUGCAAAAGUAUGUGCAAUCGCCUUAUAUUCUGCAAGGAUAUUUAAAAUGCUUAUCCUAAUUUCAGAAUUCUAUAUUUUUUCCAGUUUUUUUUUUUCUUUUUUACUGUAUUAGAAUAGGUUUACAUGCUAAUAUUAAAAAAAACUCCUCAUACUCCACAUCACUGCAGCACCACAGUUCUGCCUGAAAUGCUCCGCUGUAGCUCCUCUCUCUUUGAGAUUCUCCUCCAGGAAAGUCCAGCCUGCUCUGAUUGGUCAGAAAAAGCUGUCUGUCAAUUAAAUCUUAAGUUUCUUGGGACCUGGGAGUGCAUGAAGACUCCUGUGUUCACUCAUUCUGACAAUAACAUUUUGUGUGCUUUGCUUAUGGAUAAGACAUUUUAGUGGAGACCUACAAGACAACUGCUUGUUUUUUGUGUGUGUGCCAGACGAAUGGUUAGAUGAGCAUUAUGCAGAUGUUAUACAGUGACUGGCAGUUUUACAGCAGUGUAUUCUGUGGGUGACUUUUAGGUUCCUUAACUGUUCACAAAAGGCUACACAGCACACUUUAACAGGCACUCAGUUCCUUAAUGGCAUUUGUUUUUCUCUUUCUUAUUCCUGCAUGAUUCCUGAUUCUUAUCAUUGCUGCAUUGGAUAUAUCACUAUACAAUAAUAAAGCAUAACCAGGGCCAUUUUGAAUAGAUAUGAUUUCUUAUGAUUAAAUUAGUGGCAUGGUUAAAAAGUGCCAAGUUGUGGCUACAUUGUACUCACAAAUGUUUGUGAUGUGUAGCCUGUUUUUUUUAUUUGAGUAGUGGGUUUAAAAUCAUUAGAAGACAGAGUUUAAAUGACAAAUCACGACAGGAGUUCAAGGGUAUAUUCCAUAUUUCUUGUCAAUCUUUUCAAAGCCAAAUGAGUAAUGGGAGUUUAUGGAAAAUCAGCAAACUUAAUACCUCAUUAAAGUGUCUGCCUGUUUGAAAGCCUUAUCAUAACUUAGUUACUUGAUUAAUGCAGUUUUUUUGUUGUUGUUUUGUUUUUGUUUCAAUGGUGUUUACCUUGGAUGUUGUAAAACAGUCAUGCUCACAGAAGAGGGGGGUCUCCUUAAGUAAUGUAAGUAAUUCUUGAAUGCAGAUGUGAAUUAGAGUCCUCGUAAUGUAAGGGGAUUUUGAUGCAAAGUUUAAUUUAGAAAAAUGUUGCCAAGGUUUUAAAUUAACUGGAUGCAUGUUUGGACCAGUGGUCUACUUGUGCUCAUGUUUUCUAAAUAAAUGUGAUUUGAUGGUC
This is a messenger RNA of Archocentrus centrarchus (flier cichlid), 3825 nucleotides long. It is a transcript of the gene dnaja1, whose product is annotated as DnaJ heat shock protein family (Hsp40) member A1. Gene Ontology annotation, biological process: response to heat; protein folding. Bases 89 to 1309 code for a protein of 406 amino acids. NCBI's taxonomy places the organism in Eukaryota, Metazoa, Chordata, Actinopteri, Cichliformes, Cichlidae. Gene Ontology annotation, molecular function: Hsp70 protein binding; ATP binding. The transcript is spliced from 9 exons. The record is from RefSeq and is a predicted model, not a curated record.